AGUUCGUUUUGCUGUUUUAGACUUGUGGAGGGUUAUUCGAGCAGUCUGUGCCCGCUUAGACAAAAUGUUUCAAACAUUUGUUUUUUCCUGUCUGUGUUUAUUAUAUCUAACUGGUGCGUUUUGUGUUGAGAUCUAUGAAACACACACCAUAUCAGCGAUGGAGGGAGAUUCUGUCAUUCUACACACGGAUGUUACUGAUCUGCAGAGAGAUAAUGUGCUACUGUGGACGUUUGGACCUCAAGACGCUCACAUUGCUAAAAUCAACAGAGUCCACAAUGAGAUGUUUCACAAUGGUGCUGAUGGGAGAUUCAGAGACAGACUCGAGCUGGACUCUCAGACUGGAUCUCUGACCAUCACAAAUGUCAGCACAGAACUCAAUGGACUUUAUAAAGUAGAAAUCGUCAUUGAAAAUAAGGUCUCAAGCAAGAAUUUCAUUGUUAAGGUCUAUGCUCAUCUCCCCAUUCCUGUGAUCACCAGAUACUGUCCACAAAAUCCUCCAUCAUCAGUCUCCAGAUAUGAGCUGCUAUGUUCAGUGGUGAAUGUGAGUCGUGUGACUCUCUCCUGGUACAAAGGAAACAGUUUAUUGUCCAGCAUCAAUGUGUCUGAUAUCAGCAGCAGCGUCUCUUUACAUCUGGAGGUGGAAUAUCAGGAUAACAACACCUACAGCUGUGUGCUCAAUAAUCCCAUCAGCAACCAGACUCAACAUCCGGACAUCACUCAACUCUGUCAGAUACAUUCAGAUGACUACGUCCACUAUUAUGGGUUUACUGAAGCUGUGAUCCGAUUGGCUCUCUCUGCUCUGGUGGGCGUGGCUGCUGUUGCUGUGCUGGUUUAUGAUGUCAAUUCCAGAUGACAGGGGAGGACAGAAAGACAAGCAAAACAACUGGAAAUGCUUCUUGCACUUUUUAUUAUUAUUAUUUUUUAUUUUAUUUUGUCAUUGAGAGAAUUUCCUGUUUCUAUUUUGUGACCAAUCCUGAACUUUAAAGACAUUGCUAAUCCUGUAAGUAAUCAUCAGAUCAAAAGGGCUGCGUCCAUUGGCCAUGUAUUGAUUUCAUUAUGCAGACAUUAGCUGUUUAGGAAGGAAAUUGCAUAGCUUUGAAUAUAGAAAAGCAAGGAACUUGCAGAUUAUUGGUUCAUUUAAAAUGACUGAAUCUGCAUACAUAAAGAAUCUUUUAUAGCUAAUGGAUCUGAUCACACAGUAGUGAGAUGAAGUUCCUGUUGUUCAAAUGGGGGGUGUAUCUGAAAGUUUUGAAAUAGUUUGUCAUGAACAUGACAGGCAGAACAAACCCUGCCAACUCUCAGAAUGAAACU
This is a messenger RNA of Cyprinus carpio (common carp), 1311 nucleotides long. RefSeq lists its product as uncharacterized. NCBI's taxonomy places the organism in Eukaryota, Metazoa, Chordata, Actinopteri, Cypriniformes, Cyprinidae. The record is from RefSeq and is a predicted model, not a curated record.